AUGGGUAGACGUAAGAUUGAGAUCCAACCCAUUGAUCAAGAAAGAAAUAGAUCCGUCACUUUUAUCAAGAGGAAAGCUGGUCUUUUGAAAAAAGCUCAUGAGUUAUCUGUGCUUUGUAAAGUAGACGUUGCUGUCAUCAUUUUAGGUACAAACAAUACGUUUUACGAGUUCUCGUCCACUGAUAUCAAUGAUCUUUUAAAUUGCUAUUCCAAUAGUUUACAAUCAUCCAAUCAAAACUCUAAACUAUCUCAUAUCAAAAAGACUCCCAUGGAUUAUGGUGAUUAUCAACCGAAAUCGUAUGUGUUAAAUAAAUUACCUCAGCAUUAUUUGAAUCCAAGGAAAAGAUCCGUAGAUCAAAAUUCUUCUUCGUCUAUUGAAAAUAGUAGGUUAUUCAAAAGACAAAUUGCAACACCCUCUACAAAUACCACUUCAUUACCUGUACCAAAUAAUUCUAAUUUUAGGAACACAACUACUUCUUCCAUUUCCAACACUUUGGUCCCUUCUUCUACUCCACCUGCCACUGCAGCAGCAGCCCCGACUCAUCAGUUACAAGAUCAUGUUCAAAGACAAUUCCAUAACUUAUAUAGAGCCAUGUCUGCAACAAAUUCUUCUACUUCCUCAAAUUCUCCAAAUUCAGCCACAAUCGAUGUACCACCAUCAACUAUAAAUCCUACAACAAAUACAACCACUACGAACACCACCAAUACAACCACUACUUCAUCGAUGCCUAUGUCAACAAUAAAACAAGAACCGUUAAACCCAAUUGCUCCUUCCAUUCUAAAUGAUUCAAAUAAUAAUAACAACAACAACAAUAAUAAUAACAAUAACAAUAACAACAACAACAACAACAACAACAACAAAAGUAAUUCAUCAAGUAAUAUUUUAAAUCCAUCACAAAGAUCAAUCAAUACUUCUACUACAUCUUUACCAAACACAUCUUCAAACACUUUACCCUUAAGAACUACUUCAAACACUCACUCAUUAAGAGCAAAUUCCAAUACCAUCAAUAAUCCUACUUCAUCUCCAUCAAAUUCAAAUACUUUUAGUCAUCAAAGGAAAUUAUCAAUGAGACCUGUAUUACGUGUUCAAAUUCCAAAUCAUCAUAAUAUUAAAAAUACAAAUACAAAUACAAAUUCAAAUUCAAAUACAAAUUCAAAUACAACUAACAAUAGUAAUUCAGAAUCUAACACAAACACAAAGAAUAAUACAAAUGUAAAAAGUGAUCCAAUUUCGAACACGUCACCACAAGAAACAAUAUCAUCGAAAUCUAUCACUAAUCUCGCCAAACCAAAUAUCACAUCAUCUUCUACUGAGACUUCCAACUCUACUUCAAAUUCAUCUUCCACAAUGUCAAAUAGGAAUCAAUUAAAUAGAUCAAAUUUAAAUGGAGUAAAUUCGGGUAAUAUUUCAGCAACUGGGUUUGGUUUACCACCUGUUUUCCCCUAUUCACCUGCUUCUGGUCAAUUUUAUUUAGCCACUCCAUUCCAACAACAUCCAUCUACUACUGUACCGACAAUGAAUUCAAAUAAUAAUAAUUCAAAUAAUAAUAGCAAUCCUUCAUUGAUGCAAAGACAAAUACAACAACAUCAAACUUCCCAAUUUAGAUCCCAUACUCCUCUACAAACUGAUAACAAUAAUUCCAAUGGACCAGGAAAUAACACUGCUAUAACACCUGGGUUAGGUCCUUUAACUGGCUCUUUACCAUCCAAAUUUGUUCAUGAUUUAAUAAUACCUUCACCAAGUACUUCAAUGUCCAUGUUUCAAGAUUGGUCUUUUAAUGCAAAUGGUCAACCAACUAAUACCAAUAACCCUCCUUCUACAACAACAAGAAAUAUUAAUCGUAAUACUAUAGAGAUUACCACUACAAACAAUAACAAUAAUCCAUUACCAAAUACAAUGCAACCUUCUAAUGGCAAUACAUGGCUAAAUCCCUAUGGUACAAAUAAUCAACCUUCAUCAGCAUCUUCUACAAGAUUCUUUACGUUUGCUAAUGAAACUCCAACCACUUCCACAAAUCCAAAUCCACUGUUAUCUUUGAAAAAUUAUUCAACUGAUACUGGUUCUAAUUUAACAUCAAAUAUCCCAAGUUUACAAAAUUCUAAUAAAUUUGAUUCAAACUCAACAACAUCUCCAGUAAUAUCAAAUUCAAAUACAAUGCACUCAAAUUUAACUACAAAUAAUAACACCUCUACAAAUGUUUCUACUACUGCUCCUAUUACUACAAACAAUAAUAAUAAUAAUAAUAACAACAACAAUAUUAACAAUAACAAAAGCAACAAUAGUAAUACUAACAGUAAUAAUUCCCCUAUGGGCAAUACGGAUAAUUUAAAAUCGUCUCCUUCUAGACCAGUAGAUAAUUCGAAUUUACAAAAUGCGUCCACAUUACCAAAUAUAACAACUUCUACCUCAACUACGAAACCAAUUGUUGCGACUUCAAAUGAAAAUCAUAUUCAUUUAUCUAAAUAA
This is a messenger RNA of Henningerozyma blattae CBS 6284, 2466 nucleotides long. RefSeq names its product Rlm1p (gene RLM1). Gene Ontology annotation, molecular function: protein dimerization activity; RNA polymerase II cis-regulatory region sequence-specific DNA binding; DNA-binding transcription factor activity, RNA polymerase II-specific. The coding region runs from base 1 to 2466 and encodes 821 amino acids. Gene Ontology annotation, biological process: positive regulation of transcription by RNA polymerase II. The transcript has a single exon. Lineage: Eukaryota; Fungi; Ascomycota; Saccharomycetes; Saccharomycetales; Saccharomycetaceae. The record is from RefSeq and is a predicted model, not a curated record.